This is a messenger RNA of Sinocyclocheilus rhinocerous, 2305 nucleotides long. Its product is annotated as serine palmitoyltransferase 3-like. Gene Ontology annotation, biological process: sphingosine biosynthetic process; ceramide biosynthetic process. The record is from RefSeq and is a predicted model, not a curated record. Gene Ontology annotation, molecular function: pyridoxal phosphate binding; serine C-palmitoyltransferase activity. Bases 674 to 2209 code for a protein of 511 amino acids. Lineage: Eukaryota; Metazoa; Chordata; Actinopteri; Cypriniformes; Cyprinidae. Gene Ontology annotation, cellular component: serine palmitoyltransferase complex. The transcript is spliced from 11 exons.
AAAAACAGUAAAAAUUUCAUUUUAUUAACAAUUUAAUUAGUCGAGUAUGAAUCAGCCUGAACACUGCAGGGCGGUGUGGUGUGGCAUAUUAUUUUCGGCCGAUUUUCUCUUUCGGCCGAAAACCGAAAAUGCCAUUUUCGGCGGCCUAUAAUUCGGUGCAUCCUUAAUAUAAACUAAGUAAAGGAAGUCAUUUUUUUUCAUGCUGUUUGCUAAUUGGUAUCAACUGUAUCAUAGGCAGAUUGCAUCGUAUGGAUUUUUCAACAGUUUCUCUUUUACCACUGACAGACAACUCGGUUUUAGUGGCUGCAGGAAUUAUACUUUUAGUUUUGCUUUUAAUUGAAGCUAGUAUAAACCCCAUUCAGAACGACUGUCGCCAACUUUGAAACUACCAAACGCGUCUUCACUGAACAAGCCUGGAAACUCUUCCAUUUUCAUCAACGAAGCUGUCAAAGGCAGCGCCCAGUCGCGUCGUUUCCCCGAUGUCCGUGGAUACUUCCUGGUCCAAAGUUGUGUGUACACAAAUCAAAGUCAAUUGAGAAUGAAGUCGGAUGGUGAAGUCACAUCAGGGAAAUACACUUCAACGGACACACACACACUUCUCUAAACUGAGGGACAGAAAAGAUAAGUUUAAUAGCCUAUAUAAUUCAUUCUUCAGUGUUGACGCGUCGCAAACAUGAUACGAACAGAUGAACAUCAUUCAUGCAAUGGAACCCUGAAGUGUCAUUCUGACCAGAAACAACAGGAAAGCAACAGUUUGAAAAAUGGAUAUCACAGAAAAGAAAAGGUGCAGAAAAAUGGUAAGGGAGAUGGUUUUCAUCAACCUCGAGUUAGGGGUGAAGAUUCAUUUGAGGAGGCCCCCAUGUACGUGGCUGUCCUGACAUACAUGGGUUAUGGAAUUGUCAUCCUUUUUGGCUAUUUUAGGGAUUUCUUAAGAGCUGUUGGCUUAGAGAAGUGCCAUCAGGCCCAGGAGAGAGAAGAGCAAAAGGACUUUGUUCCACUGUACCAAGAUUUUGAAAACUUUUACAAACGGAACCUGUACACGAGAGUCAGGGAUAACUGGAACCGGCCUAUAUGCAGUUUACCUGGUCCGGUUUUUGACAUAAUGGAAAGGGUCUCAGAUGAUUACAACUGGACUUUCAGGUUAACAGGGAGAACCGUUGAGAACGUCAUAAACAUGGGCUCCUACAACUACCUGGGUUUCGCUGAAAACAAUGUCGACUUCCUGAAAACUGUGGCAGAGGAGACCAGACAGUAUGGGGUGGGUGUCUGCAGCACAAGACAGGAACUAGGCAACUUAAGCAUCCAUGAAAAACUGGAGCAACUUGUGGCAGAGUUCUUGGGGGUGGAGUCUGCCAUGGCGUUUGGAAUGGGUUUCGCCACCAAUUCCAUGAACAUUCCGGCACUAGUCGGAAAGGGCUGCCUGAUUCUGAGCGACGAGCUAAAUCACACGUCCCUCAUUCUGGGAGCCAGGUUGUCUGGGGCAACCAUUCGAGUCUUCAAGCACAACAACAUGCAGAGUCUAGAAAAAAUGCUAAAGGAGGCGAUUUGCUCAGGUCAACCUCGCACCCAUCGCGCCUGGAAGAAGAUCCUCAUCAUGGUGGAGGGCAUUUACAGUAUGGAAGGCUCUCUAGUCCGGUUGCCGGAGAUCUUAGCGCUAAAGAAGAAGUACAAGGCUUAUCUGUACCUUGACGAGGCCCACAGCAUCGGGGCCGUGGGGCCCACAGGUCGGGGGGUUACAGAACAUUUUGGGGUGGACCCCAAUGAAGUGGACGUUCUAAUGGGCACCUUCACUAAGAGCUUCGGGGCUGCUGGCGGGUACAUAGUUGGGAAAAAGGAGUUGGUGGAUUAUUUGCGAAGUCACUCUCACAGUGCCGUGUACGCUACAGCCAUGUCCCCACCUGUCGUGGAGCAGAUCAUCAGGGCAAUUAAAUGCAUCAUGGGUGUCGAUGGAACAACAGAAGGUUGGGCGUUAUCACGGGCCAUGUUGAAGAGGAAGAUCGGCAUUGUAGUUGUAGGUUUCCCGGCUACACCUAUUACAGAGGCCAGGGCUCGCUUCUGUGUGUCUGCCGCCCACACCAGAGAAAUGCUCGAUAAGGUUCUCCAGAGCCUUGAUGAACUUGGAGACGACAUCAAGGUGAAGUUCUCCCGUCACAGAUCUUCCUAUCGGCCAGAGCUGUAUGAUGAAACAGACUUUGAGCUGGACAGCUAAUCACUCAUCGUCAUCGCUGUGAGUGUGAAGGCUUGUCCAGAGACUGCCAAGGUGUGAAUGCCUUGGUCGUUUUUAGAAGAAAAAGUGUCCUGCAUU